This is a messenger RNA of Tetrahymena thermophila SB210, 7494 nucleotides long. RefSeq lists its product as hypothetical. The record is from RefSeq and is a predicted model, not a curated record. The transcript is spliced from 4 exons. Lineage: Eukaryota; Ciliophora; Oligohymenophorea; Hymenostomatida; Tetrahymenidae.
AUGUAGAAAAUUUUAAUUAGAAAUUUGGUUUUUAUUCAAUUAUUUGCAAUUUCCUUAUAAUCUUAAUGUCCUAUCUGCUAUUAUAGUUCCGAUGGAACUGACGAUAAUGGAUAAUGCUCUAAAUGCGAUCUAGGUUAUUGUACGCCAGGUGAAGGAACUAGCGGAAAUGAAAAGGAUUCUUGUAGUGUGAUAACUUAAAAAUGUAAAAUAAAUUAUUUUAGUCCAACAGGCUAUGAUAAUGAUGGAAAUAGUGGAGGUUGUAAUUAAUGUGCUAGCGGCAAGUAUAAUUUAUCUGAAGGAUCAUCAGAUUGCCCUUAUAUGUAAUGCGAUAUAGGUUACUUUAGUACUAAUGGCUAUUAUACUGAUGGAAAUGAAUCAGAUUGUAAAAAGUGUGAUUAAGGAUAAAGUAAUUCUUAAAAAGCAUCUAAAGAUUGCCCUCUUAAAUCUUGUAAAGUAGGUUUAUACAGCUUAAGUGGCUUUGAUAAUGAUGGUCAUGGUGAUGGAUGUAAACCUUGUGAUAGUGGAUAUACAACAUUAUCUGAAUAAACAACAGGAAUAGAUAACUCAGCUUGUAAAAGGAAAGCUUGUCUUAAGGGAUUUUACAGCACAGAUGGAUUUGACAAUGAUACAAAUAAUGGAGGAUGCAAACCAUGUGACAGUGGAUAUACAACAUUAUCUGAAUAAACAAUAGGAAUAGAUAACUCAGCUUGUAAAAGGAAAGCUUGCCUUAAGGGAUUUUACAGCACAGAUGGAUUCGACAAUGAUACAAAUAAUGGAGGAUGCAAACCAUGUGACAGUGGAUAUACAACAUAAUCUGAAUAAACAACAGGAAUAGAUAACUCAGCUUGUAAAAGGAAAGCUUGUCUUAAAGGAUUUUACAGCACAGAUGGAUUUGAUAAUGAUACAAAUAAUGGAGGAUGUAAACCAUGUGACAGUGGAUAUACAACAUUAUCUGAAUAAACAACAGGAAUAGAUAACUCAGCUUGUAAAAGGAAAGCUUGUCUUAAGGGAUUUUACAGCACAGAUGGAUUCGACAAUGAUACAAAUAAUGGAGGAUGUAAACCAUGUGACAAUGGAUAUACAACAUUAUCUGAAUAAACAAUAGGAAUAGAUAACUCAGCUUGUAAAAGGAAAGCUUGCCUUAAAGGAUUUUACAGCACAGAUGGAUUUGACAAUGAUACAAAUAAUGGAGGAUGUAAACCAUGUGACAAUGGAUAUACAACAUUAUCUGAAUAAACAAUAGGAAUAGAUAACUCAGCUUGUAAAAGGAAAGCUUGUCUUAAGGGAUUUUACAACACAGAUGGAUUCGACAAUGAUACAAAUAAUGGAGGAUGCAAACCAUGUGACAGUGGAUAUACAACAUAAUCUGAAUAAACAACAGGAAUAGAUAACUCAGCUUGUAAAAGGAAAGCUUGUCUUAAAGGAUUUUACAGCACAGAUGGAUUUGAUAAUGAUACAAAUAAUGGAGGAUGUAAACCAUGUGACAAUGGAUAUACAACAUUAUCUGAAUAAACAAUAGGAAUAGAUAACUCAGCUUGUAAAAGGAAAGCUUGCCUUAAAGGAUUUUACAGCACAGAUGGAUUUGACAAUGAUACAAAUAAUGGAGGAUGUAAACCAUGUGACAAUGGAUAUACAACAUUAUCUGAAUAAACAAUAGGAAUAGAUAACUCAGCUUGUAAAAGGAAAGCUUGCCUUAAAGGAUUUUACAGCACAGAUGGAUUUGACAAUGAUACAAAUAAUGGAGGAUGCAAACCAUGUGACAGUGGAUAUACAACAUUAUCUGAAUAAACAAUAGGAAUAGAUAACUCAGCUUGUAAAAGGAAAGCUUGCCUUAAGGGAUUUUACAGCACAGAUGGAUUCGACAAUGAUACAAAUAAUGGAGGAUGCAAACCAUGUGACAGUGGAUAUACAACAUUAACUGAAUAAACAAUAGGAAUAGAUAACUCAGCUUGUAAAAGGAAAGCUUGUCUUAAGGGAUUUUACAGCACAGAUGGAUUCGGCAAUGAUACAAAUAAUGGAGGAUGCAAACCAUGUGACAGUGGAUAUACAACAUAAUCUGAAUAAACAACAGGAAUAGAUAACUCAGCUUGUAAAAGGAAAGCUUGUCUUAAAGGAUUUUACAGCACAGAUGGAUUUGAUAAUGAUACAAAUAAUGGAGGAUGUAAACCAUGUGACAGUGGAUAUACAACAUUAUCUGAAUAAACAAUAGGAAUAGAUAACUCAGCUUGUAAAAGGAAAGCUUGUCUUAAGGGAUUUUACAGCACAGAUGGAUUCGGCAAUGAUACAAAUAAUGGAGGAUGCAAACCAUGUGACAGUGGAUAUACAACAUAAUCUGAAUAAACAACAGGAAUAGAUAACUCAGCUUGUAAAAGGAAAGCUUGUCUUAAAGGAUUUUACAGCACAGAUGGAUUUGAUAAUGAUACAAAUAAUGGAGGAUGUAAACCAUGUGACAGUGGAUAUACAACAUUAUCUGAAUAAACAAUAGGAAUAGAUAACUCAGCUUGUAAAAGGAAAGCUUGUCUUAAAGGAUUUUACAGCACAGAUGGAUUUGACAAUGAUACAAAUAAUGGAGGAUGCAAACCAUGUGACAGUGGAUAUACAACAUUAUCUGAAUAAACAAUAGGAAUAGAUAACUCAGCUUGUAAAAGGAAAGCUUGUCUUAAAGGAUUUUACAGCACAGAUGGAUUUGACAAUGAUACAAAUAAUGGAGGAUGUAAACCAUGUGACAAUGGAUAUACAACAUUAUCUGAAUAAACAAUAGGAAUAGAUAACUCAGCUUGUAAAAGGAAAGCUUGUCUUAAGGGAUUUUACAGCACAGAUGGAUUCGACAAUGAUACAAAUAAUGGAGGAUGCAAACCAUGUGACAGUGGAUAUACAACAUAAUCUGAAUAAACAACAGGAAUAGAUAACUCAGCUUGUAAAAGGAAAGCUUGUCUUAAAGGAUUUUACAGCACAGAUGGAUUUGAUAAUGAUACAAAUAAUGGAGGAUGUAAAUCAUGUGACAGUGGAUAUACAACAUAAUCUGAAUAAACAAUAGGAAUAGAUAACUCAGCUUGUAAAAGGAAAGCUUGUCUUAAGGGAUUUUACAGCACAGAUGGGUUCGACAAUGAUACAAAUAAUGGAGGAUGCAAACCAUGUGACAGUGGAUAUACAACAUAAUCUGAAUAAACAAUAGGAAUAGAUAACUCAGCUUGUAAAAGGAAAGCUUGCCUUAAAGGAUUUUACAGCACAGAUGGAUUUGACAAUGAUACAAAUAAUGGAGGAUGUAAACCAUGUGACAGUGGAUAUACAACAUAAUCUGAAUAAACAAUAGGAAUAGAUAACUCAGCUUGUAAAAGGAAAGCUUGUCUUAAAGGAUUUUACAGCACAGAUGGAUUUGAUAAUGAUACAAAUAAUGGAGGAUGUAAACCAUGUGACAAUGGAUAUACAACAUUAUCUGAAUAAACAAUAGGAAUAGAUAACUCAGCUUGUAAAAGGAAAGCUUGUCUUAAGGGAUUUUACAGCACAGAUGGAUUCGGCAAUGAUACAAAUAAUGGAGGAUGUAAACCAUGUGACAGUGGAUAUACAACAUAAUCUGAAUAAACAAUAGGAAUAGAUAACUCAGCUUGUAAAAGGAAAGCUUGCCUUAAAGGAUUUUACAGCACAGAUGGAUUUGACAAUGAUACAAAUAAUGGAGGAUGUAAACCAUGUGACAAUGGAUAUACAACAUUAUCUGAAUAAACAAUAGGAAUAGAUAACUCAGCUUGUAAAAGGAAAGCUUGCCUUAAGGGAUUUUACAGCACAGAUGGAUUCGACAAUGAUACAAAUAAUGGGGGAUGCAAACCAUGUGACAGUGGAUAUACAACAUUAUCUGAAUAAACAAUAGGAAUUGAUAACUCAGCUUGUAAAAGGAAAGCUUGUCUUAAGGGAUUUUACAGCACAGAUGGAUUCGGCAAUGAUACAAAUAAUGGAGGAUGCAAACCAUGUGACAGUGGAUAUACAACAUUAUCUGAAUAAACAAUAGGAAUAGAUAACUCAGCUUGUAAAAGGAAAGCUUGCCUUAAGGGAUUUUACAGUACAGAUGGAUUCGACAAUGAUACAAAUAAUGGAGGAUGCAAACCAUGUGACAGUGGAUAUACAACAUUAUCUGAAUAAACAAUAGGAAUAGAUAACUCAGCUUGUAAAAGGAAAGCUUGUCUUAAGGGAUUUUACAGCACAGAUGGAUUCGACAAUGAUACAAAUAAUGGAGGAUGCAAACCAUGUGACAGUGGAUAUACAACAUUAUCUGAAUAAACAAUAGGAAUAGAUAACUCAGCUUGUAAAAGGAAAGCUUGUCUUAAGGGAUUUUACAGCACAGAUGGAUUCGACAAUGAUACAAAUAAUGGAGGAUGUAAACCAUGUGACAGUGGAUAUACAACAUUAACUGAAUAAACAAUAGGAAUAGAUAACUCAGCUUGUAAAAGGAAAGCUUGCCUUAAGGGAUUUUACAGCACAGAUGGAUUUGACAAUGAUACAAAUAAUGGAGGAUGUAAACCAUGUGACAGUGGAUAUACAACAUAAUCUGAAUAAACAAUAGGAAUAGAUAACUCAGCUUGUAAAAGGAAAGCUUGCCUUAAAGGAUUUUACAGCACAGAUGGAUUUGACAAUGAUACAAAUAAUGGAGGAUGUAAACCAUGUGACAAUGGAUAUACAACAUUAUCUGAAUAAACAGUAGGAAUAGAUAACUCAGCUUGUAAAAGGAAAGCUUGUCUUAAAGGAUUUUACAGCACAGAUGGAUUUGACAAUGAUACAAAUAAUGGAGGAUGUAAACCAUGUGACAGUGGAUAUACAACAUUAUCUGAAUAAACAAUAGGAAUAGAUAACUCAGCUUGUAAAAGGAAAGCUUGCCUUAAGGGAUUUUACAGCACAGAUGGAUUCGACAAUGAUACAAAUAAUGGAGGAUGCAAACCAUGUGACAGUGGAUAUACAACAUAAUCUGAAUAAACAACAGGAAUAGAUAACUCAGCUUGUAAAAGGAAAGCUUGUCUUAAAGGAUUUUACAGCACAGAUGGAUUUGAUAAUGAUACAAAUAAUGGAGGAUGUAAACCAUGUGACAGUGGAUAUACAACAUUAUCUGAAUAAACAAUAGGAAUAGAUAACUCAGCUUGUAAAAGGAAAGCUUGUCUUAAAGGAUUUUACAGCACAGAUGGAUUUGACAAUGAUACAAAUAAUGGAGGAUGCAAACCAUGUGACAGUGGAUAUACAACAUUAUCUGAAUAAACAAUAGGAAUAGAUAACUCAGCUUGUAAAAGGAAAGCUUGUCUUAAGGGAUUUUACAGCACAGAUGGAUUCGGCAAUGAUACAAAUAAUGGAGGAUGCAAACCAUGUGACAGUGGAUAUACAACAUUAUCUGAAUAAACAAUAGGAAUAGAUAACUCAGCUUGUAAAAGGAAAGCUUGCCUUAAGGGAUUUUACAGCACAGAUGGAUUCGACAAUGAUACAAAUAAUGGAGGAUGCAAACCAUGUGACAGUGGAUAUACAACAUUAUCUGAAUAAACAAUAGGAAUAGAUAACUCAGCUUGUAAAAGGAAAGCUUGCCUUAAAGGAUUUUACAGCACAGAUGGAUUUGACAAUGAUACAAAUAAUGGAGGAUGUAAACCAUGUGACAAUGGAUAUACAACAUUAUCUGAAUAAACAGUAGGAAUAGAUAACUCAGCUUGUAAAAGGAAAGCUUGUCUUAAGGGAUUUUACAACACAGAUGGAUUCGACAAUGAUACAAAUAAUGGAGGAUGCAAACCAUGUGACAGUGGAUAUACAACAUAAUCUGAAUAAACAAUAGGAAUAGAUAACUCAGCUUGUAAAAGGAAAGCUUGUCUUAAGGGAUUUUACAGCACAGAUGGAUUCGACAAUGAUACAAAUAAUGGAGGAUGUAAACCAUGUGACAGUGGAUAUACAACAUUAUCUGAAUAAACAAUAGGAAUAGAUAACUCAGCUUGUAAAAGGAAAGCUUGUCUUAAAGGAUUUUACAGCACAGAUGGAUUUGACAAUGAUACAAAUAAUGGAGGAUGCAAACCAUGUGAUAGUGGAUAUACUACUAAAUAAUAAUAAACAGCAGGAAAUGAUAAUUUAGCUUGUACUUUGAAAGCAUGCUAAAUUGGAUUUUAUAGCUUAACUGGUUUUGAUAAUAAUGGAUAAGGUGAUGGAUGUAAACCAUGCAGUAUUGGUAAAUCAACAAAAUAAGUAUAAACACAAGGUAUUAAUGAUUCUGUUUGCGAUUUGAAUCUUAAAUUAUGCCCUAAAGGUUACUAUAGUAAUUCUGGUUAUGAUUAAGAUGGUAAAGGUAAUGGUUGUAUUUAGUGUUAAAAUGGUAAAACAAAUAACCUUCCAGGAUCUACUUAAUGCGAAAAGUGUACUGACCAAUAUCCAUACCUCAGCUUAGAUAAAACACAAUGCCUCAUUUAAUGUGGUAUUAAUGAAUAGCCAUCAAUUAAAUAAGAGAUACAUUUAUGUGAAUGCUCAAAUCUAUUUUAUUUUGAUUAUAACUAAAAUUCUUGUGUUUUGAGCUGUUCUAAUAACUAAAUUGGUAAUAGCAUUACUGGAAAAUGCGAUAAUAUUUAAAAUUGUAUUGGUAAAUAAUUUAUUUCAGCUGAUUCUAAAUUUUGCUUAGAUUAAUGUCCACCCUUUUAAUAAAUUAGUAAUAUUAAUAGCAAUUAAUGUGAAAUGAUACCUUAAAUUACUUCAUAAGAUUUAGAAAAAUAAUUUAAUGUAAUAAUUAAUAAUAUUCAAUCAAAUAAUAAUAAUUAGUUCAAUAACUCAAUUAUUACUUAACUCUCUAAUUAUGUAGAUACUAUAAUGAAUUUGUAAAACGAUAAAGUAAGUGAGUAUCUUGUUAAAUAAUCAGAAAAGUACUCUUUAACGAUGACAACCUUAAAUCAAAAUUAAAAAUUAAAUUGUCUAAUAAAGCUUGAUAAUUAAGUCAUAAUUUCAAAAACAUCUAAUCCUUUUAAUUCGAUAUAAAAUAACUUCAUUCCUUAUGUUACAUUUAACUAUAUUUCUAAGAAAAGACAACUUUAGUAAGCAAAUGUUGUACAGAAAAUUGAAAUCCCAAUCAAUACUAAAAAUAAAGAUAUCUCAAAAUUUGUUUGUCUAACAAUUGAUUAAAUCAAUAACUAACCUUAACUAUCAGUUAAUUCAAUUUCUAAUUCUAAUGAUUCUAAUAUAAUAUGCUCUUUUAUUUAAAACACUUUGGUAAUUUAUGAUGAAAAUUGUUAGUUCAUUAACAAAUCGAUUUGCUAAAAUAAUUAAGAAAGCUCAAAAUUAUCUACUUCUGAUAUUAUUUUUAUAUCACUUGGUUCUUUUGCAGUUGUAAUAUGUGUUUUAAUAAUAUAUAUUUGCCUAAGAAAAAGAGCUGCUGCAAAGAAAUUUGAAGAAAAUAAUUUAACAGUUGACUAAAUAUCACACCCAUCAAGUAAAAAGAGAAAUAUCAUUGAUAUGAGCUCUAUUUAAGACAUUAAUAUUACAGAAAGAGAUUUAUGA